Messenger RNA from Molossus molossus (Pallas's mastiff bat), 2650 nucleotides. It is a transcript of the gene TIGIT, whose product is annotated as T cell immunoreceptor with Ig and ITIM domains. NCBI's taxonomy places the organism in Eukaryota, Metazoa, Chordata, Mammalia, Chiroptera, Molossidae. Gene Ontology annotation, biological process: positive regulation of interleukin-10 production; negative regulation of T cell activation; negative regulation of interleukin-12 production. Bases 322 to 1053 code for a protein of 243 amino acids. The transcript is spliced from 5 exons. Gene Ontology annotation, molecular function: signaling receptor binding. The record is from RefSeq and is a predicted model, not a curated record. Gene Ontology annotation, cellular component: cell surface.
ACACGCUGAGCUAGGUCAGGGGCACUGUUUCUCCAUCAGAAAGCAGUGUCCCACCCGGCCCCAGCUUUUCUCUCUAUUAUGUCUCUGUGUCUGUUAAUCUCCCUCAGGUCUGGUUCCACUAGCUGCACAGGUCGCGGCAAAGUGGCGCCCACACAGGGACCUGAGCGCGGGGGAACUUGCAGCCAGGCGAGGAGAGGACGCUCCGCGAGGGUGCACAUUGAGAAGCGAAAGUAAGGCUCAGUUUCACCUUGCCAUCUGCAGUCGGCCAGUUUCCGUGGCAGAAGAGGCCACAUCUGCUUCCUGGGGGCCCUGGGCAGAAGCAUGCGGUGGUGCCUCCUCCUGCUCUGGGCGCAGGGGCUGCGGCAGGCUCCCCUCCUGGCUGCAGGAGCUGUGACAGGCAGAAUAGUGACCGUGGGGACCCUUUCUGCAGAGGAAGGGGGCUCGGUCACCUUACAAUGUCACCUCUCCUCCACCACUGCCUUGGUGACCCAGGUCAACUGGGAGCAGCAGAACCAACUCCUGGCCACUCAUCAUUCUGAGUGGGGGUGGCACAUCUCCCCAGCCUUCAGCAAGCGAGUGACCCCCAGCCCCAACCUGGGCCUCACCUUCCGGUCGCUGACCAUGAACGACACCGGGGAGUACUUCUGCAUCUAUCACACGUUCCCUGAUGGCAUCUACAGAGGGCGUCUGUUUCUGGAGGUCCUGCAAAGCUCAGGGGCUGCGUACAGUGCUGGGUUCCAGGUCCCACUGCUUGGAGUCGUAUUGCUGGUGGUCAUCUGCAUAGCAGUCAUUGUGGUGGUCACAUUGACCAGAAAGGAGAAAUUUCUCAGAAUUCGUUCUGCAGAGAGUGGCCAUAGGAGAGCACCCGCUGAACAGGCAGAAUGGGGGCCCAGCGUUCUGUCCUCCGCUGGAAGCUGCGUCCAGGCAGAAGCUGCACCUGCCGGCCUCCGCAGAGAGCAGAGGGGAGAUGACUAUGCUGAGCCGCACGACUAUUUCAACGUCCUGAGCUACAGAAGCCUUGGGGACAUCAGCUUCCCAGCAGAGACUGGUUAGCUCCCAGAGGCAUCUUCCUGGAGACACAGCCUGUCUCAGCUACUACCAAUGGACGUAUAGGGUGUGCCCUCUCCAUCACUGCUGUGUGUGUGUGUGUGUGUGUGUGUGUGCAGCUGCGUGAACGAACGCCAUCCUCGGCUCUGUCUGCAUUUCCACUACCCUUUCCUUCCACGCGAUUGCAGCAGACGAGGGUGAGCCCCUUGAAUCUUGAUUACGAAUGCAAUGUUAACAAAAGUUUGACCUGGUUUUGAAUCCGGCAGUUCGAGCCAGUUCUGUGGCUCUGAGCAAUGCACUCUCCUGACAGCUCUGGCCAGAGGUUCCAGCUGCAGGUUCUGUGGUGGGCGGAGACGGUGGGGGGACUGCAGAGCCACUCGUCCCAUUUCUGUCAUUUCCGUCCGCACUCACACGCUCACGGCGCUCUGUGACGAAGGCACGGGCCCCGCUUCUGCAGGGCCGAGGAUGAUGAGCCACAGUCUCCAGUCCCUCGGCCCUUUCAGAACUUCCAGCUAAGUGGGGACACAAGGUUUCCUGGAAAGGCAGUGAGGAGGCACGGAGAGCAGACCAGGCCUUCGGGAAGACGUGCCAGCUCUGUGUGGGGUGGUCAGGACAGCUUAGCUGGGGUGAAGUGGCCCAGGAAGAUGAGGGACAGAGGCUGGGCUGGUGAGGGCAGGGGCUUUGUCCAAGGAACGUGUCAAAACCCAAGUCGGGAGCUGAGAGCCCCACAGGGAAGACCCUGCUGUCGAGGGAACCAGCGAGUCUUCAGAUUUUAUUCUCUGGGCAGGCGAUUCAAGUCCCCUCUUGUUGGACAUACUCGGGGUGUAGUGAGGGACUGACAUGGAGGACUCGACACACCGGGGGAGAAGCCUUGGGGCGGAGACCCACCUUUUCUCUCUCAAUCCCCCGCGGAGCUUUGAAGAAGGAAUCUGUUUCCCACUAAAAGGAAAACCCAGCUUUCAAAAAUAAGCACUCUUCCUCGGGGAGAGAAAUAAAAAGAGGGUGAUAGAGAGUUUUAAAAAUAUAUAUACCCCCAAACUCUCUUCUCUAAACCCUGAACUUCAGCCCUGACUUCUUUGUGCUGGGGUUGGGGUGGCAUUUCUGUUCAGGCGGCAUUUAGUUUUCUACCCUCCCAGUCUCUCUUGGAGAAGUGAGGAGGGAGGUUGGCUUACAGGUGAGUGGUUUUCUUUCCCGGGCACAGGAACCGAGAGAGACUGAACAAGCUGUCUCUCGGAGCCGGUACAGUGAGGCGCUGUCCGGCUCCCCAGGAAUGGGGCUAGUUGAGCAAGAGGACAGUUCAGCUUCUACUCCUCCUUGGAUUUUUAUUUUUGUUUCUCACUUUUCAACGAACCAGGUCUAUAGUUGGGAGCAAUGAGCUGAAAUCUGUCCAGAGUGCCAAGUUUUUUGGAAGAAAGAGAGAUACACGGAAAAUGCUGUUAUUUGCCUUGACAGUACAUAGCAUUUUUCUUGCAAAACUAGUGCAAAUUGGUUGGGAAUAGAACAGAAUUCACAAUGAUGUAAGGAGGAAAAGGGAGUGUUGUUUUUUUUUUUUAAUAAUAUGUUUUUAUUGAUCUUUUCUUUUUCUUUUAUAGAGAGGAAGGGA